UAUGUAAGGUCUUCCUGCAGGCCUGACUCCUCUUGCAGCUACCACGGCCUCCCCGGCAGUCGGCAUCCAUCACCGGCAGACCGGCAUCUGGUGCACGCACGUCAACGUCAUACAUUCCUGCACCAGAUGGGGAUGUACGCUGCGCUCCGCACUGCGCAGUGGGUGCUGGGCAAGGCGCUAGCCCCCGUUGCCGAUGGCGUGCUAGGGGCUUGGGCAGCAACCAAGAACUUUGGUCCCAACGUCGAGGCCCUCAGCACUGAACUACUGCUCGUGAAGGCCGCGCUUGAGCAGGCUGCCCACAAGGAGCUCGGAGGCCCGGCAAUGGAGAUGCUGCUUCAGAAGUUGCUGGACUCGGCACACAAUGCCGAAGACUUGCUGGAUGAGCUGGACUACUUCCGCAUCCACGACAGGCUCCAUGGCACGUAUGAUGCUGCCGACGAGCACGGCAAGGGUUGCACCCGUAACCUUGCCCUCAAUGCUCGCCACACUGCCAAAGCUGUUGGCAAACUGGUCAACUAUUGCGCUUGGCAUCGUGCUAAGCGCCGGCAGAGUUCACACAACAAUUCCUUGACGCCAAAUGCCAAUCAGGAGGUCAGCAGAUUCAUGCCCAAGCUCUGUAAACUCCUCCCUUGCUCAUCCUUCCCACAUCCGCAUGUUGGUGAUGACGAUCGUGGCAAUGAGCAAGAAACACCAAAGCUUGAGUUUAAUAGGGUUGGUUUCUCUCAAAGGAUGAAGGAAAUUGUAGAGAAACUGCAGCAUAUGCGCAAUGAGAUUAACAAGAUUUUGCAGGGUUGUGCCCCUAAAACUGUUCCAGACAUUGCCCAGGGUCGUCCUAUCACCAAAGGUCGAAUUGAUGAGCCAAAACUGUAUGGGAGGGACAGUGUCAUGAAGAGCAUCAUGGAUGAUAUCACCAAUGGUCAAUACUGUGACAAUGGUCUAACCGUGCUUCCGGUUGUUGGUCCGGGAGGAAUGGGGAAGACAACUCUGAUACAACACAUAUAUCACAAUGAACAAGUGCAGAAUCAUUUUCCAGUCACUAUUUGGAUAUGUGUGUCAGUCAAGUUUGAUCUGGAAAAAGUGCUAGGACAGAUUAAAACAUGUAUCCCUGCAGUUAAAGAUGAAAAAGAGGGCAGUACAACUGAAGAUUUGAUUGAGCAAAGAUUGAAAUCUAAAAGGUUCUUACUUGUAUUGGAUGAUAUAUGGAAGAUUAGUAAUGGGGAUGACUGGGGAAAAUUAUUGUCAACACUCAAUAAAUCAGAGGGAAAGGGUUCCAUGAUUCUGGUCACAACUCGGUUUGAAGCAAUAGCACAGAAGGUUGAAACACAUUGCCAAUCAAUAAAGCUGAAUGGUUUAGAAUCUGGAGAGUUUAGAAAGUUAUUCCUUGCAUUUGUCUUUGGUGAUGAGCAAUAUCCAAGGGACAAACAAUUUUUGCUUGAGACUGGAGAUAAGAUAAUGGAAAAACUAAAGGGCUCCCCUCUUGCAGCAAAAACGGUUGGUAGAUUACUGAGUAAAGACCAUAGUUU
This is a messenger RNA of Triticum aestivum (bread wheat), 1523 nucleotides long. Its product is annotated as putative disease resistance protein RGA4. NCBI's taxonomy places the organism in Eukaryota, Viridiplantae, Streptophyta, Magnoliopsida, Poales, Poaceae. Gene Ontology annotation, molecular function: ADP binding. The record is from RefSeq and is a predicted model, not a curated record. The transcript is spliced from 2 exons. The annotation marks the transcript as partial.